Messenger RNA from Meloidogyne enterolobii, 1401 nucleotides. Lineage: Eukaryota; Metazoa; Nematoda; Chromadorea; Rhabditida; Meloidogynidae. The record is from the annotation of a GenBank genome assembly.
AUGCAAAGACCUUCAACCUUAAUUCCAUCAUCUACAAGCUGUAAUAUACCUCCUACCGUUCAGUUUUUAACUGCGCCAAUAGACAAUUCUGCAAUUAAUGUUACCUCGCCUUCUUGUCUCUCUGGAGUCGAAAAUCGAAUAAUUUUAAAUGUUGGGGGUAUUAGAUACGAAACUUAUAGUCAUGUUUUGAAAAAAAUCCCAGCAACUCGAUUAUCCAGAUUAACUCCAAAUUUGUCAAAUUAUGACCCUGUGAAGAACGAAUAUUUUUUUGAUAGACAUCCAGGAGCUUUUUCUUUGAUUCUAAAUUAUUAUAGAACUGGAAAGCUGCACUAUCCAGCAGACGUUUGUGGUCCUCUUUUUGAGGAAGAACUCGAAUUUUGGGGGCUGGAUUCAAACCAAGUUGAGCCUUGUUCCUUGAUAGAAAGUAUGGAAAUGGACACAGAUAUUCGCCCAACACAAGAAGAUGUAGCCAAAAAAUUUGGCUGGGAGGAUGAAUAUAAUAAUGGAAAAUUAAAUUUGUGGCAAAAAGUUAAGCCAAAAUUGUGGUCGCUUUUUGAAGAGCCGUGGACAUCGCGUGGGGCGAGGAUAAUUUCAAUAAUUUCAAUUUCCUGUAUUGUUCUAUCUAUUUUAUGUUUUUGUUUAAAAACUAAUUCUGGAAUGCGUCAAGUUGGAAAUUUUCCUGCUUCAGAAUAUGUUUAUUUUAAUAAUAAUAGUGUUUUGAUUAAAAGUAUGAGGCGGCAAAAUAUUAAUUUGACAAGAAGUCCACCAACAACAGCAACAACUUCCUUCAUUAUUCAAUUCUUCUAUUUAGAAUUAGCCUGUAAUUUAUGGUUUACCUUCGAAUUUAUUGCCAGGCUUCUUUUCGCCCCUAGCCGUUCCAAAUUUAUUAAAAACCCUUUGAAUCUGAUAGAUUUAUUUGCAACAACUUCGUUUUAUAUUGACUGGAUUUUAACAAACAAUUUUUUAAAUAAUAAUGAUUCUUUGGAAUGUUUGAAUAUUAUGAGGGUUUUGAGGCUUUUUAAAUUGGCACAACACUCUUCGGGAUUGAAAAUUCUUAUACAGACAUUCAAAGCUUCGGCGAGGGAAUUAAUUUUGCUCUUCUUUUUUGUCGUUCUUGGAAUGAUUUUGUUCGCCUCAUUAAUUUAUUACGCAGAACGAUUAGAAUACAAUCCAGAAAAUCAAUUCGAGUCUAUUACUGUAGGUAUGUGGUGGGCAUUGAUUACUAUAAGUACCAUCGGUUAUGGCGAUUCUGUCCCAAAAACUAGGUUGGGUAUGGUUGUUGGCUCGUUAUGUGCUUUAAUGGGUGUAUUAACUAUUGCAUUACCUGGCAAGUUUAAUGAGAACUUUAACAUGAAUAGAUAUGAUGCAAAGCAUAUAGCUAUUUUAUUCCUAAGGCUAUAG